AUGAUCGACCUGCUGGUCAAAGACCUGGACAAGGAGAUGACGGAGGCCAAGGUCAUGGAGAAGAACUCCCAGGCUGCCUACGAGCAGCUGAUGGCCGACUCGGCCUCCAAGAGGGCCGCGGACCUCAAGUCCAUCAGCAAGAAGACCAGCGAGAAAGCGAACCUGGAGCAGGCCAAGGAGGCGGACACCAUGGCCCUCAAGUCGUCCGAGAAGGAGCUCAUGGCGACCAAGGCGUACGAGUCGAACCUGCACGCGGAGUGCGACUGGAUCAUGCAGUUCUUCGACAUGCGAAGAGCGGCCCGCGCGGAAGAGACGGACAACCUGAAGGCGGCCAAGGCCAUCCUGUCGGGCGCCGACUUCUCCUUCGCCCAGCAGGCCCAGCACGGCGCCCCCUCCCCGCGGCUGCGGGGCGCCUGA
Molecule: messenger RNA, 417 nt
Organism: Prorocentrum cordatum
Lineage: Eukaryota; Dinophyceae; Prorocentrales; Prorocentraceae
Source: the annotation of a GenBank genome assembly